UUGUGACCCUCCGUCCAGGCGUCACCGUUCAUCCCGCUUCUACUGUAUCUUUCAUCAAAUGUUGCAUGUACCUUCACCACCGCCAGAAGCUACCUAGAUAGUGUUCGCAUUCACCGAACGCAAUUUGCGCCUGGACCCGACUCACCCGCCGCGAGCGCUACGACAGAACACAUCGCAGCUCAUCGUCAUACGAGACAUUUUAUUCUUUAAUCUCAGCAAGCAAGCUGAAGCGCAAACUAUUUAAACUUCUUGUUUGAGACAAACUCGCCAAUCAUUGUUAUCUCUGCCCACCGCGUUUUUUCAACCUACCCAGCCUUACGUGGGCCUACGAAAAAAAAAAAAUAUCUUCGUCUUCUACCACCCUGACGAUCACUGAGUUCACAACUCUGCUACUGAUUAAUCGUAGUGUUUUUUUUUCUUCACGCAGACAAGAUGGCGGGGUUAUUUCGAAAGGUGUACGACUGGUUGCUCAGAACAUUCUGGGCAACCGAGAUGGAUGUGACGAUGAUAGGUCUGCAGAAUGCUGGGAAGACUUCCCUACUUCGCGUCCUGUCGGGUGGUGAAUUUACGAUCGACUCUAUUCCCACCGUCGGUUUCAACAUGAAGCGUGUGCAACGGGGCCACGUAACACUUAAAUGUUGGGACUUGGGCGGCCAACCUCGUUUUCGGCCGAUGUGGGAGAGGUACUGUCGCGGGGUGAAUGCGAUCGUGUUCAUCGUCGAUAUUGCAGAUCAAGACCUAUUGCCGAUGGCUAAAGAAGAGCUUCAUGCCCUAAUGUCCCAACCUAGCCUUGAGGGAAUCCCUCUGCUCGUGCUCGGCAACAAAUCUGACCUCCACAUUAAACUCAGCGUGGAUGAGCUCAUAGAUGCUCUAGAUCUCAAGAGUAUAGCGCAUCGCGAGGUUUCCUGCUAUGGGAUUAGUGCGAAAGAGGAGACCAACCUAGACGCGGUAAUUCAAUGGCUCAUGAAAUGGGCUAACAGAUAAACCAACCCCCGCUCCACACAGCGCCUUGGUUCCUUUUUUUGUUUAUUUUUUAUUUUUUAAUUUGUUUCUCCGGCCGUCGGGGCGCUAAACCUGCUCCCGGGGCUUCUCUCUGCUCUUGCGACACUUUCGAUGCAUUUUCACGACGCUAAUGAUAUCAUGGGAUGUAAAAGACGGUUCAACUUUCGGCCGGCGACGACCUAAUAUAUAAAUCAUCUCUCGCGAGCUUAACUUUGGAGGCGACUGUACCAACAGUGUGCUUCUUUAUCUCGGAUCUCACCUUCUAGUGUUUCUUCUCUUUUCGCAUGCCUCGUCUAUUCGAUCCCAACACUGCAUAGCCAUUGGAGA
This is a messenger RNA of Hypoxylon trugodes, 1329 nucleotides long. RefSeq names its product ADP-ribosylation factor 1. The record is from RefSeq and is a predicted model, not a curated record. Gene Ontology annotation, cellular component: lysosomal membrane. NCBI's taxonomy places the organism in Eukaryota, Fungi, Ascomycota, Sordariomycetes, Xylariales, Hypoxylaceae. Bases 433 to 984 code for a protein of 183 amino acids. Gene Ontology annotation, molecular function: GTP binding; GTPase activity. Gene Ontology annotation, biological process: protein transport. The transcript is spliced from 4 exons.